Messenger RNA from Gossypium arboreum, 515 nucleotides. Its product is annotated as mitochondrial pyruvate carrier 3-like. The transcript is spliced from 5 exons. Gene Ontology annotation, cellular component: mitochondrial inner membrane. The coding region runs from base 72 to 398 and encodes 108 amino acids. Gene Ontology annotation, biological process: pyruvate import into mitochondria. NCBI's taxonomy places the organism in Eukaryota, Viridiplantae, Streptophyta, Magnoliopsida, Malvales, Malvaceae. The record is from RefSeq and is a predicted model, not a curated record.
GAUUAGCUGUUUAAAGACAAGUGUAUAUGGUAAGAUAUUAACUUAGGUUUCCUAUCAAGCAGAAAGGUAGGAUGGCAUCUUCCAAGUUCCAAGCUUUCUACAACCAUCCUGCGGGGCCGAAAACUAUUCAUUUCUGGGCACCAACUUUCAAAUGGGCUGUCAACAUUGCCAACGUUGUUGACAUUUCAACAAAGCCAGCUGAAACUGUUUCUUACCCUCAACAAGCAGCUCUAGCAUGCAGUGGACUUGUUUGGGCAAAGUACAGCACUGUAAUUACCCCCAAGAACUGGAACCUGUUCGGUGUUAGCAUUGCUAUGUUUGCCACUGCUUCUUACCAGAUUUCACGUAAAUUUCAGUAUGAGUUGAUCCACAAGUCGAGUGUUGGGGAAGAAUGUUGAAGAUACACUUGUUUGAUUGAAUUUGAUAAAAAAAGGAGUGAACUCUUCAGGUUGAAUAAGUGACAAACUUUUGUCUUCAUUAACAAAUCCAAUUUGAAUGCAUAAAUUGAGGGUGUA